GCCAACGAACGUUUUGCAAGAUGCAAGAUUCGCAUCUCGCGGCGAGGGAGCCCUCGUCGUGAGCGUCGGACGGACUCUGACCACUCCGACGUAGUGUGUAGGCCGGGGCGCGCAUUACGUAAAGCCGUGGAAAAAUAAAUUGCGGGGAAAGAAGGGAAAGUGUAGGCGAAGGGAGACGACCACCUUCUCUGUGUGUGCACACGUCACGAUGAGGAGAGCAUCGUUUGAUAAGCACGCCAACGCCAAGCGCAACGUUCUGAGCAACACGUCGUACGGGCUUACCUGCACCAAGGAUGUCGAGUACAAACGCGGCAGCGUGAACUACAAUUCCCUGCAGCAGGAGAGAAAUUAUCUACAGCGCAGCGUGUCCGCGGACAAUGUUGUAAUACGUUCGCGCGGUUACAAGCCCUCCGACAGACACGAUCCGGUCAAAAGGAACUUCCUCGAGAAUCUCACUUCAAGGAUAUUGCACUUCGGCAUGGAGAGCGGCGAGACUACCCCCCCGAUCAACCUGCAGAAGUUGCUCACCCCGGCGUCGGACUCUCAAGAAAUGUUGCAGUCGAGAAGUAGAAAAAUGUUCGCGUCCUCAUACUUUUACGCGCCGACGCAUCCUACGGUUGAAGAUCAGGUGGAACUUGCACGUCGAAUAUCGCAUUCACUGAGCGACGUGAAGAACAUGAAGAGCAAAGGACAGACCAUGUACGUGAACAGGAAAAAGCGAUCCGUUAAGUGGAUCCACGAUGGCAAUGGAGUUGAAGACGAAGAGGAAUCGACCAUGCCGGCUCAUAAGGACAAACUGCCCCUCAAGUGCGUGAUGAAUCCGUGCGGAAAGGUGCUAGAUAUUCACGGUAUUCAGGCGUUAGGCGAGGAGGUGAAUAUCGCGCCGGUGCCGAAGAAUCCCGAGAAGCUCUUUGACAUCGUUCGCGACUUGAACAAUCAGAGAGGACGCGGUGCCGAGAUAUUUGCGAAACGUAGGAAAAGGUCGGAAAAGUGGGUAGUGGAUCAAGAACAACCGCAAACCCCGAGCACUCCCGCCACGCCAAAAACGCCGAUGUAUUCAGAAAAACCGGAAAUUAACGGUAACGCCAAGUUCAUGACUCCAACAUCGUUGACACCUCGCACGCCGGUGACAAGUAUCGACAAGUCGUUCUACAAUCCUUUCACCGUGGACAUCUCCCUCGACAACGCAAAUUUACCGAUAACAGAUAGACACCGAUCAUACUGCAACGCCAACCGAUGCGGUCACUCGAGCGAGGUAAAAAAGAUCUAUCUGCGGGAGAUCGCGGUCGGCACUGACUCCGACUUCCCUCUGAACCAGUCUCGAUCGCCUAUCGUCGAAAAAUCUCGACGUAUCGAAUCCACUAACGACCAUCGCGACAAUAUCGCUAGUAAUCAUCGUGCUCUCGCUAUUAAUAGUAGCAGGUAUACUAACAACAACAGUAAUAGCAAUUAUCAAUUGUCACGAAAAUCGACCAAUUUUUAUGACGCGCGUAACAACAACGAGAGAGACGCGAGGACGCAGCGACGUUUUGACAACAAGCGCAACGACAGUAUGAUCAACAAUGAGAUCGGCAAUAAGCAACGGAACAACGGUCAGGCACAAAACGACAACGAGGAGAACGGAUAUACGUCCGUGCCGGUGAAGCAAUUGAUACAGGAAUUCGAGAAGACCUGCAGACCGGUUCUACAGUAUAAACAGAUCAGUCCGAAGAUCAUUCCGAUUGUGCAACAGUGCCCAUUAGAUAACGACAUAGCGCGUUUCUUCGAGACGAGAAAUCCCGCUGCUAAGUGCAGCAACGAGGAUGAGGAGUACGCACGCGCGCGCGAAAGUUACCAAGGUCCUCUCGUGAAAGCGCAAUCCCAACACAACGGCCGGCUGUACGACACGCGCGAAAACUACGAGAGAUCCGCGAAACCGCGGGCCCAGUGCAACAGUCGAUUAUAUGACAUACGCGAGAGCUACAUCGGGGGCUCGGCGAAGCCGCAGACCCGAUGCAACGGGUACAUCUCCACGGAUGAGAGCGAGUACACGACGGACGAGAGUGACUCCGAGGCAGACGACUACCAGGAUACGGGUUCACUCGAACGCGGCGAUUCCGCGCCAUCUGCGCUGUUCAACUACUGCGACAGCGAGUACUCGGUAGCGUACGACGACGAGUACGCCGCCCGACGUCGCUCGGCUACCUCGCAGGAAUUGGAGGCCCUUUGCGCGAACAGCGACCCGAGAUUCGUCAACACCGAAGCCGAGAUGCCAGCCGAGGCAAAGUCGCUAAUGCUCUCGAUGCUUGCCUCGCAGGAGGACAUACUUGAGACCAAGAAGCACUUGCGUAACACACCGGUGUUGGACAAUCUUUUGGGCACCGCCACGCCAGAAUGCAAGCUCAGUGAUAUUAACCCGGAAUUAGAUAACAAGUUGUACGAGAACAACAACUACACCGGCCCCAAAUUAGCCAGUCUCCAUAAUUUAACGAACUACAACACAGCACCGCGUGGAUGGAAUCAAUCCUUCACAUUCUAUCGACCCAUUAAGUUUGAGAAACCGCAGGAGAUUGUGUACUCCGACUUCUAGAUGUACGAUGUCGAAUUUUAUAAUCACGAUUCUGUCGCGUCGCGAUAACGAAAAAUCGAUUACACAUCCGACUGCCCUGAGGUGUCGACGAUGAAAAUCACUGAGACAUGUUUUUCGCAUCAUUGCAUCUAUUUUCGCCACCGCUCCAGUUUAAACCAACGGGCUCGCCCGAUUAUCUCACCACGAAUAACGCAUACGACGUUGAUGGAAUUAACGGCGCCAUGUAUGCGUCACGUUUGGAGUUUCGUGUUGCUUGGUGUAUCUCUACCUCUUCUACCCCUCACCGAGAUAUUUAGCGUUGUUCAUGCUUUGACGGUGUUAUAUUAUUGCAUUUUACUUUAUUAUUAUGUUAUGCAAAUAAAUGUUGUUUUCCUAAUUCCA
Molecule: messenger RNA, 2950 nt
Organism: Odontomachus brunneus
Lineage: Eukaryota; Metazoa; Arthropoda; Insecta; Hymenoptera; Formicidae
Exons: 12
Coding region: 209-2569 (786 amino acids)
Biological process (GO): positive regulation of actin filament bundle assembly
Cellular component (GO): Z disc; actin cytoskeleton; nucleus
Molecular function (GO): actin binding
Source: RefSeq, a predicted model, not a curated record